Molecule: messenger RNA, 1983 nt
Organism: Colletotrichum phormii
Lineage: Eukaryota; Fungi; Ascomycota; Sordariomycetes; Glomerellales; Glomerellaceae
Product: glycerophosphoryl diester phosphodiesterase
Exons: 4
Coding region: 458-1636 (392 amino acids)
Biological process (GO): lipid metabolic process
Molecular function (GO): phosphoric diester hydrolase activity
Source: RefSeq, a predicted model, not a curated record
CCAGCUACGUAGGGCGAGGCAGCUAGCUGUACGUCUUGUCUCACAAUCUUUUGCUGAACAAUGUUCGUCGUCGUCGUCAAUACCAGCGCGCGUUCCCUUGACAUUGAUCCACGACGACCGCGCGCGGCUUUUACGGGGUUAAGUCUUCGUGACCUGUAAAGCUCCCCGAUUCCGUAUGCACUAGAGUAUGCGACGACUACUUUACGUUCAUUAGUUCCAUUAGUCUUGACUUCUUCUUUCCCCCCUCCCCCACCCAAGAGAAUGUCAUCGUUCCGUCGGUGAAUUCACGUAGACUCAUAAUCCUCUCCUCCUCCCUCUCCUCGGCGCAUACCUUUGUGCCUAAUACUAUUCGGAUACUAUACUCAUAGACCACCAUCUCGUUGGACAGGAGAGAGUGCCUCACACUAAGGCUGGUCCGCUAUCAAUAGACGCAACCCCCAAAUACUAUAGAAUCUAGAUGCGACAACGAGGACAUCAAGCAGCAGCGGCAAUGACUCCGGAAACGAAACCCCUCCUCGGGGACGAGUCUCUCAGCCCGCCAGCACACUUUACAUCCGCCCUCUCACUCACCACCACCAACAAGACCACCCCAGCCCGCCUCCCGCAAGCAAUAGCCCACCGCGGCUUCAAAGCCCAAUACCCCGAAAACACCAUCCUCGCCUUCCGCGCCGCGCUCGACGAGGCAGGCGCCCACGCCCUCGAGACGGACCUGCACCUCUCGCGCGACGGCGUCGUAGUGCUCUCCCACGACGGGAACCUGAAGCGGUGUUUUGGAAUCGAGGAUACGAAAAUCAACGAGUGCGAUUGGGAUUACCUUAAAACGCUUGAGACGGUUAGGGAGCCGAGGCAGAGGAUGCCGAGGUUGGAGGAUCUGUUGGGGUUGCUUUCGGAGGUGGGGAGGGAGGGGGUUUGGGUUUUGCUUGAUAUCAAGACCGACGACCCACCAGCACAACUCCUCGGCCGCGUAGCCGACGUCCUAGCUUCCACGCCGGGCCCCGUACCGUGGAACGAGAGGAUAGUUUUUGGAUGCUGGAACCAACCCUACAUCACCCACGUCCGCACAAUCCUCCCAACCUACCCAAUCUCCCUCAUCUCCUGGUCCCCCCUCUACGCCCGCAACUUCCUCACGCCGAAACAGCCCAACCUCUCCUUCAACAUGUUUCAAAAGUCCCUCGUCGGGCCCGUCGGCAAGCUGUUUAUUCGGGACGUGAAGAAACAUAACAGACAGCUGUUUGUCUGGACGGUGAAUGACGAGGAGUGGAUGGAGUGGAGUGUUCGUGCCGCUGCGGACGGGGUGAUUACGGAUGAUCCGGAGUUGUUUCGGGAGGUUUGUCGACGGUGGGAAGGGAAGGGUGGCGCUGCUUCUGCGUCUGCUUCUACAUCUGGGUCUGGGUCUGCGUCGGCUUCGAGAGAGCGUGGUGAAAUUACGCUUACAGACGAGGAGGAUGAAAAGGCGAGAGUUGCUAGACGAACGGGCCGGGUGCGCGACGGUACGUGGAAGAGGACUGCGAGGUUGUAUCUCGAGGUGGCGGGGAUACAGGUCCUCGUGGCUGUGUUUACGCCUAUUCUGAUGCUGGUUGCGCGGUUCGGGGUCGUGGGACCGGGGCCGAAGGCUGCCAAGGCGUUGAAGUUGUGAGAUGGGGGGUGGGGUGUUUGGGACGAUGUAUUGUCGCUGUUUUCUAGAAGCUGGUUAGGUUGAUGGAUCUCGUGGGAUAGAGAAAGACUACGGAAGAGAGAAGUGAGUCUAGAAGAAGUACGAACCUAGGGAUAAGAGGGGGGAGAGGGUAGAGAGUAGAGUUGAGUCGGAUGAUGACUAUGAUGCAAGUCUAAAGAAAGGAGUUUGCCUCAAUAGCGAGAGGGAGAGGGAGCAACAGAGAUGGCACUAAUUACCUAUCCCGAGGUGAGAUAAGGAGCCAGGCGAAGUCCUGCAGAAGAUUCUAGAGCUCAGCAAUGGAAAGACAUAAAUAAACAUAUUCCUCUAGA